CUGCCAGCAGAUAACUGAUUACUCCAUCUUUUAUUUUUUAAUGUUUGUUUUCAGGGAUGGCUGCCGCUUCCUCCGCACCAAACCGGACAUCAUUACUGCCCUGUUUGCUCUGACCUCUGACCCCUCCAUUGCUAUUGCGAAAGACUGUUACUUCACCCUCAUCAACCUGUCUGCUGACGAGACUCUGCACCAGGUUUUGUUAACAGAUAUCAAAGUUCUUCAGGUGAUGAUGAAGAAGGUUCUGGAUCCUGAGUUUGUGUUUUCAGAUCAGAUCUGCAGCAUCCUGUCCAACCUGACCCGCCAUCUGAAGACCUGCAAGAUCAUGUUCAAG
Molecule: messenger RNA, 331 nt
Organism: Notothenia coriiceps (black rockcod)
Lineage: Eukaryota; Metazoa; Chordata; Actinopteri; Perciformes; Nototheniidae
Product: protein HGH1 homolog
Exons: 2
Source: RefSeq, a predicted model, not a curated record